UUCUGUUUUUGAUUUUCAUGUGUCUUAUUCAGUAAGUAGAUAAGUGUGUGAUGAAAAAGUGCAUUAAGUUGUAGGCUAAGCUUUAAUUUCAAUAUUAUUGCAAUGUAAGCAACUAAGGUUUUCCAUUUCUUGUUGGCAUUGCAGAUAGCCAACGAAUAAUUUUCUUAAAUCUUUUCAUUGAUUUUGAACCAAUUUGGAAUACUGUCUCUGGAUUCAUCUUACCCACUUUAAUCUCUUAUUUUCAUUUUGCACCAUUUUGGAAAUUAAUGCUCUCUCUGGACUUCACGAUUUACAUUGCAGGUUUGCCUAAUGUUGCAAUCACUGCAGAAACCACUUCAGUCUAUAACCGAGAUCUCGCUGAGAAAGAGAAUUGAAACAUCAUAGACCGGGUUAUCAGGUUGUGGUUUGUCUCAGAGUUUACUAAACAGAGAUCUCCAUUUUCAAUGGAGUUAGUGUUACAGGACAUUCAGAUAAUAUAAUCCAUCACACUCUUGGUUCAUUUAUAUAAUUCUAUAACAACUUACCUUAUUUAAAAUUCUGAAUGCAGGGUGUGAGAAUCCAUCCCUCGAUUAGAAAGAUUACUUAUUUACAAAUUCCAAUCUCAAAUUUCUAAGAACAAGGUUUCCUGUAUUCAAUCCUUCAGUGUUGCAUCUAAUGCUGGGUCUUAUAGAACCAUGCUUACAAGCCCCAAAUACAUCUCUUUGUCUACUCCUGGGUUUGACACGGACUAUUUAGUAGAUGUCAUGGGAGUUCUUACCCGAGUUGGAACUGAGAGGGAGUUGGAUAAAAAAUGGAAAAAUAACUUAGUUGAAUCUCAUCUCACCCGAGUUGGAACUGAGGAGCUGGAAAAAAAAUGGAAAAAUGACCAAGUUGAAUCUCAUCUCAGUAGAAGCUUAUGGGGUUCGAAUAGAAUGCACUCUAUUUGAUACUAUGUUGUUGAUCAACUAAAUGCAUUUCUUGGAGCUGCUAAAAUUCAGCAUAUGGCUUUGCAAAGUCAAGGUCUUUCAAGCUACAUAGUUUCAAGGGGACGACAGAACCGAUUCUCGAGAAUCGAUUCCGAGCGCUGGUGACCUUUGAGAAUAGAUUCUUCAGCGAAGACGACCGGUUAUGGAUUGCUUAGAAUCGAUUCCCGUGGCCACUGAACUGAAUGGAGAACAGAUUCUCCUUGUUAUGUAAUCGAUUCUAGGGUGGAGCAUUGGAGAUCCCGUCGUGGUGGUGGUGGUGGUGGUGCUGUCCUCGGUGGUUUGUGUGAAUUUGGUCCAUUGUUGGGGUGGCUGGCCGUGGUGGUGUGCUGUUGUCGUUGGUGGUCUGCUCCGGUCAGCUCGUGUCGGUGCGUUGCGGAUCGUGGUGGUUCACCUUCACUCUGUUUAGGUUUUGAUCUUCAAGAGUAAUGACUUCAUCUUUAUCGACUAAAAGACAGAGAAGUGGAAAGCAAAGGAGAGAAAAAGCUUUGGCCAUUGAACCUGCACUUCCUACUAGAAGGCUACCCUCAAUCGAAGAAGUUUUAAAUCAAACACGGUUUUUUGGCGAGCAUGAUCAUAUGAUUCAGUAUGGGAAGGCAUUUUACAAGAGGAAAAUCCUAACACCAAAGAUAAUGAAUUUUCCUUUCUUUGCACAAUCAGGUUUGUACUUUCACCAUCAUCUUCAAUUUCAAGGUUUGGAGGAAUUUGUAUCUAUGGAAUGUCCAUACUUUGAAGAUCUCAUAAGGGUAUUUUAUUCCAACCUGAGAGUAGAAAAUGGUUACCUCUAUACUGAGGUUAAUAAGACAAAAAUUGAAAUGAAACCUGCUGAUUGGUUCACUAUAGCUCAUCUGAAGUAUCAAGGUCAGCAACUCUCAUUUCCUACCAUACCUGAUGACCUACCAUACAACCGUGAUAUGGCAUUCAGUGACAUGAUCAGACCAGAAUUGCAGGGUCAAAAUGUAAAGACUGUAGGUGCCAUGAAUGUUAAUGACAGACUUCUGCAUUAUGUAUUAGUGCAUAUCUUAAGUCCUAGAGCUACCAACUUUGCAAAAAUAAUGCAUGAAGACACUUUUAUGUUAUGGGCCAUGAAAAAUAACAUUUUGAUUAAUUGGCCUCAUCACAUCAUGCAACAUAUGAUCAAAUGUAAGGACAAUAAGAUGCCUCUUCCAUAUGGUAUUUUGAUUACUCAGAUCAUGGGUUAUUAUGGUGUCGAUUUAACUAUCGAUUCAUCUACCGUACUAGGUUGGACACACUACUUUGGUACAAGAUCCUUGAAAAAAUUAAAUAUUGUUAAUGUUAAUGGUGUAUGGCACCAUGGUGGAGCUAAUGAGGAUGAAGAACACCAACCUGAAGAAGAAGAUAUUGAGCAUGAAGAAACAUCAGUACCUGAUCACCAUGUUGAAGACAGUAAACCACAACCUCUGAUCCAGCAUGAUGCUCAAAUGCUUUCACAAAUCUGGGGAGGUAUUCAACAUCUGCAAGAAGGAUUAGCUAAUUUGAAUUUAACUGUCACCAGAGGUUUUGAUAGGGUCACUGAAAGAAUUAACAGUUUGGAAGAAAGAUUUGACACCUUUCAGGACUCUUUCAAAUAGAUGAUAUUAUUGUUUUUAUUUAUUUAUUUUAUUUCGAUUAUUGUAACUUAAGUAUGUUUUUUACUUUUUUUUAUCUCAUGUUCGUAUACAUUCGGUUAUAUCAAUUUUGUAUAUUUUUUCUUAACAUUUUCAA
Messenger RNA from Vigna radiata var. radiata (mung bean), 2687 nucleotides. RefSeq lists its product as uncharacterized. Lineage: Eukaryota; Viridiplantae; Streptophyta; Magnoliopsida; Fabales; Fabaceae. Bases 1391 to 2554 code for a protein of 387 amino acids. The transcript is spliced from 7 exons. The record is from RefSeq and is a predicted model, not a curated record.